Pelodiscus sinensis (Chinese soft-shelled turtle) is the source of this 936-nucleotide messenger RNA. RefSeq names its product olfactory receptor 51G2-like. Gene Ontology annotation, biological process: G protein-coupled receptor signaling pathway. The record is from RefSeq and is a predicted model, not a curated record. Lineage: Eukaryota; Metazoa; Chordata; Testudines; Trionychidae. Gene Ontology annotation, molecular function: G protein-coupled receptor activity; olfactory receptor activity. Gene Ontology annotation, cellular component: plasma membrane.
AUGUCAGCUGUCAAUGACACCACCUUCACACACGCCGUGUUCCUUCUCACCGGGAUACCUGGACAGGAAGACAUCUAUCUCUGGAUAGCUGUCCCCUUCUGCUUCAUGUAUGCUACUUCGAUAGUAGGCAAUUCAGUCAUUCUGUUCAUUGUAAAAACAGAUCCAAGCCUGCAUGAGCCCAUGUACAUUUUCCUUUCCACAUUGGCCAUCACAGACCUAGGCUUAUCUCUAGCCACCAUGCCGACGAUACUGGGCAUGUUCUUGUUUAACUCCAGAGAGAUCUGCUUCGAUGCUUGUUUGGCCCAGCUGUUCUUCAUCCACUUCUUUCAAUGCAUUGAAUCUUCUGUGCUUUUGUUGAUGGCCUUUGACCGCUUCGUUGCCAUCAGUAACCCGCUCAGAUACACAUCCAUUUUAUCCCCGUCUAGAAUAGGCAAGAUGGGGCUGCUGUGUGUGCUAAGAGGAUUGAUUGUAAUGCUGCCACUCACCAUUCUCCUGAAAUGGUACCGAUACUGCCGAGCCAACGUCCUCUCCCACUCCUACUGCAUGCACCAGGACGUCAUGAAGAUGGCUUGUUCAGACAUCAGUGUCAACGUUAUCUACGGCCUGUUUACUAAAGUCUUAACAAUGGGGUUGGACUCACUGCUCAUCUUCCUGUCCUAUGUGAUGAUCCUCAAAACAGUCCUGAGCAUCGCGUCCCGCACGGAGACCCUCAGGGCCCUGAACACCUGCGUCUCCCACCUCUGCGUGGUCCUGCUCUUCUACAUUCCAGACAUCAGUUUGAGUGUGAUAUACAGGUUUGGGAAGAGCUCUUCUCUGUUGCUUCAACUGCUCCUGGGUUUCAUCUCCCUACUGGUUCCACCCCUGAUGAACCCAAUCGUGUACAGCGUGAAGUGCAAACAGCUUCGUGCACAGCUCAUCAGGGUAUUUGUCAAGUGA